CUUGCAGCAAUCAAGAACCGACCGCCCAAGGCUCGCCCUAGUAUAAAGACGAGUUCUAGACGACUGAGAAAACUUACCAUUCAACGGACUCUUCUCUCCCUUUAGACAACCUGCAAGCGAGCUCCCUUGUCAUUACUCAUCCCGCUUCUCACAGUACCAAGCAUGGCACAACGCAUCGAUACUAUUGUACCACAGGCACCUGAAGACGGAGCGAAGCCUCGAGUUGGCACUACCACUACAGUACACUGCGGGGAUAUUGUAGUUAGCGCGUCCAUCCCGAAUCUUUCAGUCAGUCCGCUCAACACCGAGUUGAACGACUUCCGCAGGCUCUGGAAUGACAAGCUACAUCUUCCUAUGAUGAAUGAUAUUGCCUGGGAGGAAGUGAUCACAUCAACGAGCAACGACUUUCAACUGAACGUCGUAUUGGUUGCAAGCUUUACCUGUGAUGGAAGGCUUCUGAUCAGCUUUGUAUGGAAGGACGAAAGUGAACCGCCUAAGGAGAAUCUUCAUACGGUCUAUCUGCUGCGGCCGCUUCCGGAAAAGAUGGCGGAAUGGAUGCGGGCCAGACUGAACGACAAAGAGAUGACAAAGAAGGAUUUCGAUCUCCUUAGCGAGAUCUAUUCGGAGACUUUGGAGGCAUGAAAGGUGCAUUCUUGUCAAGUCGUCUAGCUGGCGGGCUUUGGAUGAUGUAGCGGCACUUGGGAAGCGAACAUACUUGAGGUAUGCUAGCUAAAUGUAUCACAGUUACAGGAUGUCACCAGCGUUAAAUCCUGG
This is a messenger RNA of Mytilinidion resinicola, 774 nucleotides long. RefSeq lists its product as uncharacterized. NCBI's taxonomy places the organism in Eukaryota, Fungi, Ascomycota, Dothideomycetes, Mytilinidiales, Mytilinidiaceae. The transcript has a single exon. The record is from RefSeq and is a predicted model, not a curated record. Bases 163 to 642 code for a protein of 159 amino acids.